UAAUUACUCCACUAAAGUAUAAAUAACCAAAAUUACUAUUUAAGUAAAGUAAAGCAUUUGUACUUAGUUACUUGACAUCCCUGGUUAAUUAGUGGCAGUUUCAAAGAGGACUCGUAGGAUCCGGGUUAGUUUGAAUGUCGGACUCGUUAGUUCUGAUUCRAUGUGAGGAUUCGAUUCUUUAACUCGAUGAGUCAUGAGCCGGUAAUGGGCUCGCUGUUAAAACCAGGCUGCUCUUCUUCUAUUGGCUCAGCAGCAUCGGAAGUUCUCGCGGCAGACAGCUGCUCAUGUUCAGGGCACCGGGCGGAACCAGACUCAUCACUCUGAGGACUUUAUUGUCUGGAGCCGUUCUCUCUUUUAUUAACUGGACGCGGGUAUAAAGAACGGGUCCGGGUCCGGUGAAGCUGGUUUAUUGGAGCCCACAUGAAGGAGCUCCUCCCGGGUCUCUCUUCCUGCCUUCUGUCAGGAGCGGCGCUACAAUAGAACGCAUCAUGGUCGCGGGAGAGCUCGUGCAGGAGCAUCUGCGCGCGGAUCCCGGCGCACCUGARGACAUCAGGAGGCGUCCCGAGCCGGACGGGGCAGCGGCGGACCUGUGCCCGACCUUCGCCGAGGCGGAACCGGCGGACACGAGCCGGGCGCUGCUGGAGGCGGAGGUCCCGCCGGAUGAAAGCGAGGCGAUGCUGCCGAACGGAGGAGGAGGAGGAGGAGGCGGGGAGGGYAAGGAGGAAGAGGAGGGCGGGAGGACGCUCGAGACCAGGGUGUACCGGCGCCGGUUCGCGGUGCUGGUCGUGUUCAGCCUGUACUCCAUGGUGAACGCGUUCCAGUGGAUCCACUACAGCAUCAUCACGAACGUGUUCASGCGCUACUACGGCGUGAGCAACGACCGGGUGGACUGGCUGUCCAUCGUCUACAUGGUGGCCUACAUCCCGCUCAUCUUCCCCGCCACCUGGCUGCUGGACCGCAGGGGUCUGCGGCUCACGGCCCUGCUGGGCUCCGGCCUCAACUGCGCCGGCGCGUGGAUCAAGUGCGCGAGCGUCAGCCCCGAGCGCUUCGCGGUCACCGUGAGCGCGCAGGUCGUCUGCUCCGUGGCGCAGGUGUUCAUCCUCGGCCUGCCGUCGCGCGUGGCCUCGGUCUGGUUCGGACCGCGCGAGGUGUCCACGGCGUGCGCCACCGCCGUGCUGGGGAACCAGUUGGGGACAGCCAUCGGCUUCCUUCUGCCUCCAGUCUUGGUCCCGAACACGCCCGAUGAUCCUGAACGAACAGGUCACAACAUCAGCGUCAUGUUCUACGGCACAGCUGCUGUCUCCACGUUCCUCUUCAUCCUCACCGUUAUCGGGCCAGGAGUUGAAUGCUGGGAGGAUUGGUUUGACUCUUGUUGUUGCUGGGAUGGUGGGCUCCAUCCUCUGCGGUCUGUGGCUGGACCACACCAAGACGUACAACUGCCUGCUGAGUGUCCCGAGGACCUCCCUUCAGAAAAUAAAACCAGCAGAUUUAAGCUGGAGCCUUCGGUCAGUUUCUCCCGUGAGACUUCACUGUGACCUGRCAGGACUGUCGGAGGGAGUUCUGUUCCUUUCUGUGCCUCAGCAGAGAAAACUACAGCACAAUCAUUUUUUUGUUACAUCACUGUUUGGGUCUGCAGGACUGACGGAAGUGACUUCAGCCGAGCUUCAGCUCUCUGAUGGAGCAGUUUGACUUCCUGAAAGCUCCUCUGAAUGUCUCCUGGUGCCACGUGGACGAGCUUCUURUAGUGAACCUUUAGGUUUCAUCCUGAAGACUUUUUAUUUUUUAUGAAAAUUUGGUGAGAAUUGAGAAAUAAGUAUGCAAUCUAAAAAAAAACUCUCCACUGCACUUUAUUUCUGUUGGAUGUAAAGAGAAGCUGAUGGAAGGAAAUAUUUUGCAGCAURAUCUCUGUAAUGUGCUCUGAUGUUAGUUUUCUGACUCUAACAGGGUUUCUGCAGGGAUUAGAAGUCAGUAAAUGGAUUUUGCACAACUUAGGACCUUAAAGUGCCUGUGACAUGUAUAUUCAUGAAAUACAAAAAGUAAAAAAAACAUUGAUGUAUUUAAUAAACUUAGUAUAUAUAAUA
Molecule: messenger RNA, 2081 nt
Organism: Austrofundulus limnaeus
Lineage: Eukaryota; Metazoa; Chordata; Actinopteri; Cyprinodontiformes; Rivulidae
Product: feline leukemia virus subgroup C receptor-related protein 1
Biological process (GO): transmembrane transport; heme export; mitochondrial transport
Cellular component (GO): mitochondrion; membrane
Molecular function (GO): heme binding; heme transmembrane transporter activity
Source: RefSeq, a predicted model, not a curated record